GUGAGAUUGGGAUGGUUGUGCAAGGCAUUGUUGGAAUGAAGAUUGUUCAUAGGCAUUUCACUACUUUAAUUUAAAGAAAUAGACUCUUUAAACUAGGUUUUCCUAAUCAUUCUGGUUUCAUUUAGAGACUCGUUGAAAGAUAUCAUGACUUCAAAUGAAAUUCUUUCUUGUACGCCCAAUGAGGAUGUAGUAACAAAGUCAAUGUAUCGCUUUAAGGUUUGGAACUUGUUAGAAAACAAAGAUCUUGUCCGAUUUCCUCGGCCAUGCAAGGGGCGAAUACCAAACUUUGUGGAUUGUGUAGUUGCAGCAGAAAAACUCUCAGCUCUUGAUAUCUUUAAAAAGGCAGAAAUAAUCAAAGUGAACAUAGAUAAACCUCAAGAAUCGGUGCGGUUUACUGUACUUGAAGAAGGUAAAACACUGCUGGUUCCAAUGCCCGGUCUCACAGAUGGGCUUGUCAUGAAAGUGACUCCUCCACGGGAUGCGAGUAGGCCUCUUUUGAGAAUGGCCUGCAAGAGGAGAGGUGCCAGUGAUUUUGGAAAACCUAUUGACCUGAAUGAAAAGAUCCAAGUUGAUAUGAUAGUAUUGGGCUCUGUUGCUGUAUCUAAAGAAGGUCACAGAAUUGGGAAAGGUGAAGGAUUCUCAGACCUGGAGUACGCCGUCAUGGCAGCCUGUGGUACUGUGACCGAAGAUACUGUUAUUGUCACAACAGUCCAUGACGAACAGAUUUUUGACAAACUACCACACGAGUUGUUUCAACCAUUUGAUGUGCCUGUUGACUUCAUUGUUACUCCGACCCAAGUUAUAGAAGUAACUCCUCGACUUCCAAAGCCCAAGGGAAUCUUGUGGAAUGUGCUGUCUGACAGACGACUACAGCUCAUACCGAUGCUGAAGACACUACGGGAUAAAGAUAUGAAAUCCGGGAAAGACUGCACGCUAAAGGAAGUAGACUCAGAGCCUGAGGAGCGGACCAGACCAUAUUAUCGACCAUCACUGCCACGCCGCAGAAUGUAUGUCCCACCACGUAGACCGAGCCAGGAAUCCCGUAACAACUCGCCCCAGGGCAGACGCACUCGCACAUUCCGACGUGGAGGCAGCCAACGCAAGCAGGUGGAUGGAUCCGGUGACGCUGAUGUCACAACCAAUGGUCCAAGAGAUCAAAGAGAACAGAGGGGAGGAAAGUUUGACAGAAAAAUGAACGGUGAAAAUAAAGAGAACCUGCAGCAACAAUCAAGACAAAAACCUAUUCGAAGGGUACAACGCCGUUUCUACAAAAAUAGACUACCUGUGGAUUUUAGUGUCAAGGUUGGUAACAUUGGCUCAGCUGUGCGGGUGAGAGAUCUUAAGGCUGCUCUAAAUGAGAAGGGAGUAAGGCCUCGAGAAAUAACAUGGAAAGGAGCAAGAGGAUUCGCUUUGUUGCAUUUUGCGAAGAUGAAAGCUCAGCCAGAACAGCCAACAGCAGUGGAUGAUGUUAUUGCUUCAUUGCAAGGAUUGACAGUGAAAUGCAAGAGAGAAGCUGAGAUUCAAGAAACACUUCUUUCUGUUGAACCUGCAAAGCCAAUUUCAAGAAUUGAGAAUGCUGGUGUUACAUCAGUUUAAAUAUAAAUCUGCAUACUUAUUAUUCCUUUGUAUUUUAUCAAGUAAUUUUCGCUUUUGUUUUCUUUGUUUGUAAUUUUUUCAAAUGUUAAGAUGGCUUCACUUUUGCUUUUGUUGGAAUAUUUUAUUAAUGGAAUCAGUUGUAUUAAAACAAUAUGCUACAUUUUUCUUAAUCUGUAAAAUAACAACAUUAGUACCAUAACAUGUUGUAUAAUAUGUUGGAAUGUUUCAAAAACAUUUCAACACAUGUAACAGUAACUGGGCUAUAAAAGAUCAAUUUCUAGUAAAUCGCCAAAGAAGUCAAUUAUAGUUUUGUAAGUUGUUUGUAACUGUAAAGAUCUGUCAGUAUAACUGUUUUGUUUAAUACUUAAACAAUAUCAUAAAAUUUUAGAAAGUUUUAUAUUUUAUUUAAAUUCUCAAUACUUCAUCAUUUAUACACCACCAGCUUUAUUUUUAAUAAAUAGAUUCAAAACAAAUAUUUACUUACAGGCUACAAUUCUUAAUAAUUAAAAAAACAGUGUUCAAGAAAUGAUAAUCAUAAAUCAUAAGUAUUUUUUAGUAUUUACCUAAUACAUUUAGCCAAAUAUGACUGCCUCUAUAAGUAUUUGUAUUUUGAUAUUUAAAUUAUUUUACUGUAAUGAACAUAAUCUGCUUUAGCUUUUAGUGUAGCUUAAUAUUUAAAGACAAACUAAAAGACUGUUCUGUAUGACUUGUUCUUUAAUAUUAUGUUUAACUUAAAAUUCAAACAAAUGUUUUUAAUUCUUUUGUUUUAUUCAGUAUUGCCAUUAUAAAAUAAUUUUGAAAUAAAAUUGAGUUUUUUGUUAGGUUGUAUAUUGAGAUAUUUUUAUGCAUUACAUAAAUGGCAAAACUGAGUGUACUUUAAGCAUGUACAAAGCAUUCGCAAUCUUGUGAUAACAUGUACCUGUACAAGUUGGUUUUAAUUUUUUCUCUCGAGCAAUGUUCUUUAUCAUUUCUGUGAUUAUUAGUGCAUUUUCAUUAUUUUUACAUUUUUAGUUAGUUGCUUUUGUUUAGUUUUUGUUAACUGAUGCUGCAACUGUAACACCAUAAUGAAGAUUGAUAAUAUUUUCCAUAAAACUGUUAAAAGAUAGUUUUUUUGUUGUUACCAUUAGUAUUGUUAAAAUUAAACUGAAAAUGUUAUCAAUA
Messenger RNA from Homalodisca vitripennis (glassy-winged sharpshooter), 2757 nucleotides. It is a transcript of the gene lost, whose product is annotated as methenyltetrahydrofolate synthase domain-containing protein. The coding region runs from base 145 to 1596 and encodes 483 amino acids. The transcript is spliced from 10 exons. NCBI's taxonomy places the organism in Eukaryota, Metazoa, Arthropoda, Insecta, Hemiptera, Cicadellidae. Gene Ontology annotation, cellular component: cytoplasm. The record is from RefSeq and is a predicted model, not a curated record.